This is a messenger RNA of Lycium ferocissimum, 3548 nucleotides long. RefSeq names its product ubiquitin-like protein 5. Gene Ontology annotation, biological process: mRNA splicing, via spliceosome; protein modification process. Gene Ontology annotation, molecular function: protein tag activity; protein binding. The transcript has a single exon. Gene Ontology annotation, cellular component: nucleus; cytoplasm. Lineage: Eukaryota; Viridiplantae; Streptophyta; Magnoliopsida; Solanales; Solanaceae. The coding region runs from base 108 to 329 and encodes 73 amino acids. The record is from RefSeq and is a predicted model, not a curated record.
CGGUGAAGACCCAACACAAUAUAUAUUGACCCUUGGCUUGACGCUCUACAGAAAGAAAAACACAAAUUUAGGGUUUGCGUUGUUGAUAACGAAAGCAUAAAUCAAAGAUGAUUGAGGUUGUGUUGAACGAUCGAUUGGGAAAGAAAGUGAAGGUGAAGUGCAAUGAAGAUGACACAAUUGGUGAUUUGAAGAAGCUUGUUGCUGCUCAGACUGGUACACGUGCCGACAAGAUUCGUAUUCAGAAGUGGUACAAUGUCUAUAAAGACCAUAUUACCCUUAGGGAUUACGAAGUUCAUGAUGGCAUGGGCCUUGAGCUGUACUACAACUAGAUAAAACCACAAUAGGUAAUUUUAGAGUUUUUGGGAGUUUUAUGAUGUUUUGUUGAGUUGAGAAUUUGGGGUUGAUUUUUGUUUUGAUAUUUUGGUGGGUUGGAUUGGAAUUCUGCCUUUUGGAUUUUUGUUAUACGUUUAUGCUGUUGGUAUGCAAAUUUUUUUAAUCCCAAGUAUUGUUGCAAUUUGAGGUUUUCUUUUGUGCUAAUUUUGGGAGUUUGAUCUGAUGGGUUGAUUUUAUGAUGUUAUGUUGAUGUUCCAACUGCUUAUUGCAACAUGUUGCUAAAACUAUGUAGCACGGCAUCAGACAUAUAGUUUUGCAUACACUUGUAUGAUACCAACAAGUUGACGUCUUUUCUCUUUUAGAACAACAAUUAUAAUGGCUCAGUUUGAAACUAGUAGGCGAUUUUUUUUUUUAAUUGUAAAAAAAUUCUUGAAAUUUGUUGCUUGAGUCCUUGAAUAAACACCCGGAAGGAUAAUAAUUUGGCUGCUAUUCUAUGUUUGAAUUACCUUUGAACUGUUUUUGAUUGGAAGAGGUAGAAAUCAUGCCUUCUUUUUUGUAAUAAGUUUGGGAGAGGUAGAAGUCACUUGUUCUUUAACAAGUUUGGGAGAGGGAGAAAUCACAAUUUUUUUUGUAAUAAGUUUGGGAGAGGUAGAACUCGCGCCUUUUUUUGUAAUAAGUUUGGGAGAGGUAGAAGUCACUUUUAUUUAAACAAGUUUGGCAGAGGUAGAAGUCAAGUGUUUUGUGAAAUACAUUUACAAAAUUUGACUUUGAAGCUCACCAUGAGAAUCAGAUCACCUGUGUCCAGACUUUCUUUUUCCUUAAAUAAAGAACACACUCGACCAACUUUGAAAAGUGAAGAAGAAAAUGAAUCAUGGCUUGUCCUUGGCAUAAAAACAUGGGACUAGACUCUUUAUAGUAUGUUGUAUCAUAGACUCUUUUUUAUAGUAUGUUAGGACACAACAGCAACGCCUCAAACAUAACAAGUUGGGUUGGAUAUAUAAAAAAAAGGUAUCCCAGCGCACAAAGCAUCCCGCGUUAGCAGGGUCAGGGGAAGGCCGCACCCUUGGGUGUGAUGUAGAUAGGCUACCCUAAUGCGAUUAGCGGCUGCAUCCACAGUUGAACCCGUGACCUAUAAGUCAUACAGAAACAACAUCACUGUUGCUCCGAGGCUGCCCUUCAGGGGUGUCGGAUAUGUGGGUUAUAAUUAUCCUUGCCGCUCCAUUUAAGUUCUCAAUAUGAGCUCGAGUGUAUGUCAAGCUCAAGGUCUUGGAGUGGUUCAAGAGAUCAAGGAUGAAGUUCCAAGGAAUGACCAAUUUUGUAAGUAAGUCCUAAGGCCCAUUUGCCAUUUAUGUAAUAGACUAGUGUUGCUAUAGAUAGUGACAUUUAGUGAUAUUUUCAUUAGUUAGCUUUUGGAUGAGGAAGGGUUUUACUCCUUUGGUGAGUGUUUUAGGGAUUUGUCCCAUGCAUCUGUUAGGAACUUCUUUGGAUUCAUUGAUGUAUGAAUUCCAUGUAUGAGUUCUUUUUUUUUUUCCUCGGUUUUUGUAAUGUUUUUUUUUUUUUUUGGGGUAAUUUUCUGAUUCAGAAAAUUAGUGCAAUAAACGAGAUAACAAGCAAUUAGAAGGAAUGAUGGAUAAUUCUAUAACUAAAAUAGCAAUAAAUCAUAGAAUGAAUCCAAGUAAGAAGAGGAAGAACUCAUACAUCAAUUUACUUAAUUUUCUAGAAGCUAGAGAAACGUCCCUAAGUGUCAUUGUUUAUAGUAGCAUUAGUAUAUUACAUAAAUGGCCAAAUGGGCCUUAGGACUUAAUUACCUAGCUAGUCAUUCUUUGCAGCUUGAUUUCUUGCAGCACUCCAAGGCAUUGAUCUUGACAUAUGUUAAAUGAUGAUUUUUUAUUGUGCAAUCUUUCUACCUUGAGUUAUUUGGGUAAUUCUAUGGUGCGACAAUAAUGUACUUUAGAACUUAUGAUAUUGGUGAAAUAUUUCUCUAUAGUUAUUAAAUAAACAUGUCUUAUUGCCAUUAGCACCUAAGUUGUUUAAAACAACUACCAAAGGUUUUUGAGGGUCCUCUUCUUGUUAGAUUUUCGUUUAUUGAUUCAAUUGUAAUUGAACAUCAAUUGAGUGAUAAGCAUAUUGAUUUGAUUAUAAUUGUUUAACAAUACUGAUGUGGGGUGGUCGUUUGAACAACAUCAGUAGUUGUUUACAUGACUGCAAAGUCCCUCCAGCGGUUGUAACUUUUUUUCCCACAAAUCUUAUCAACAAACACAAACAUAGUCCAUAUAAAAUAAUACGUGGAUAUAGAUUGAACUGUAGUAUAUUUUACACCAUAUGGAAAAGAAACAGCACAAUAAAAAGUCCCUUCUUUCUUUAGGUCCACAUGUUCUUCUCAAGUGACUGUGUAGCAGUGACUCCCGUGUUGUUCGAUGCUUCUUUAUUUGGAGCCAUGGCAUAUGCCAGUUUUUUGCUUCCGUUAAGCUUACCUUUAUUACUUUGAUGAGGCAAGCAAAAUGAGUGGUUUUACUCAUGAUUACUCUAGGGGAUUAAAUGUGCUAAUACGUUAGGCGCCAAUGAGCUGCUGGCAAAGCCUUCCGGAAAAUCGUUUGUCUAUAGAGCAAAGAACCUUGAAUAGGCUGGUGGACCUAAAUUGAAGCUAGAGAUAUUCCAUGCAUGCUCUGUUUGAGGCAUUCCAUGUGGAAGACGAGGCAAGGUUACUGCCCCGGUAGUGUGUUAGAUUCUGAAAUUUUGAAUGAUUUGCUUUUUUGGAGAUCAAUUGAUACAUUGAUGAUUUAAGAGGCUACCCUUAAUACUGUGAAGAAGCAGCUUUUGCUGACUUGCUCGUGUGAUAUUGAGUUACAAGUUUUACUUCUAUUCUGUUUCCAGUGCGAUUGUUUCCUAUAGCAUAUCUAUCUAGUAUUAUUUUCGGCCAUUGAUAUUUUUCAUUAUUUCCAUGUCUUAUUUUAGGUUUAUCAUGCGAUGGAAAUACACUGGUGGACGUGUCUCAGCCGCUGUGUUUUAAAUAAAAGAUUGGUUGUUGGUUUGUAAUGUAAAGUUUGGCAUGUUUAAUCAACUCAGAAGGAAAAUGCUCAGCUUUGUGAAUGUUAUGUGACUGAUUGGUAUUUUGCCUUGUGGUACAAGGGUUACAUAUGUGCUCAGAUUUUCUUAUUAAAAGAUGUGGUUGGCGAUUAUUAAUUUCGCUGUAGAAAAGUAAAAUUUGUGACUGA